This is a messenger RNA of Nannizzia gypsea CBS 118893, 699 nucleotides long. RefSeq lists its product as hypothetical. Bases 1 to 699 code for a protein of 232 amino acids. Lineage: Eukaryota; Fungi; Ascomycota; Eurotiomycetes; Onygenales; Arthrodermataceae. The record is from RefSeq and is a predicted model, not a curated record. Gene Ontology annotation, molecular function: catalytic activity. The transcript has a single exon.
AUGUCUUCCCCUAGUACGGUGCCACUAUCGACGCAUCUCCAAUACCUCUCCCAAUGCCUCGAACUAGCUUCCCAGUCGCCUCCUAAACCGACCAACUUCCGCGUGGGCGCCAUCCUCCUCCUCCGUCUCUAUCCCACCAGGGUCAACCCAGAGCUCAAAGAAACGAUACUCUCAACAGGGUACACUCUAGAGCUACGCGGAAAUACGCACGCAGAACAGUGUUGUUUUGCAAAACUUGCCUCCCAUUACGGCGUGCCGGAGGAAGAAGUUGGGAAAGUUCUGGAACAAAAACGUAAGGAGGAAGGCGGGGAAGCUCAGAUGGAGCUAUAUGUUACCAUGGAACCUUGUGGGAAAAGGCUUUCAGACAAUAAGCCGUGUGUGGACCGUAUCAUUGAGACAAGAAAAGAUGGGAAAUGUGGUAUUGACAGGAUAUAUUUCGGUGUGAAGGAGCCUGGGACGUUUGUCGGCCAGUCCCAGGGGUGUAAGAAGCUUGACGAAGCUGGUGUUCAAUGGAACCUUAUCGAGGGAAUGGAAGAUGAAAUAUUAAAGGUUGCGACGGCUGGGCAUGAGAAGAAAGAGAAAAGUAGCUCAUGGGUAGAUAAAGCAGAUCAGACUGUUUUGGUUGACAGGGCGGAAGAGGAAGCACGUAGGGGAGAGCCCAUUCCAAGAAAUCCCAAGAAGAGGAUGAUGGAGGGCUAG